AUGGGUUCGGGUAGUCCCAUGGUCCAGAAGCAAACGUUCGGUGUUGACAUAGCUGCAUCUUCGGGAGACACCGCACAUCUGGGGCCUACGGCUGACGGAGCAAGCACCCAAACGCGCGACCAGAUUCAACACAUCGUUUUGAACGGCCCAGGAGCCACCGCAGUGCCACAACAGCUCAACCUCUCUCAAGUACUCAUUCAGAACUCUUCGCAGUUUUUUCUAAACUGGGAAUCGCCUCGGGGACAGCCUGGAGAAAGCGGCAAGAAUGGCGCAAACAAUAAUCAACAGUAUGACUGGAAGAAGCAUGUCCAUAACCAGCCACGCGGUGGUAGAGUUGAAGCCAUGAGUAAACGGCAACAGAUAGCUGAACAAGAACAGCAGCAGAAGUUGGUUGCGGAAGUCUUCCUCCUAGGCAAAGAAAUCGACAGCCGGCAACAACAUUUGGCUGAACACCAGGACCUAUUCCAGUGCCACGGUUGA
This is a messenger RNA of Toxoplasma gondii ME49, 480 nucleotides long. RefSeq lists its product as hypothetical. The record is from RefSeq and is a predicted model, not a curated record. Lineage: Eukaryota; Apicomplexa; Conoidasida; Eucoccidiorida; Sarcocystidae. The transcript is spliced from 3 exons. Bases 1 to 480 code for a protein of 159 amino acids.